AUCCUCAGCAACAGCCUUCUCCCACCUCCCCUGCAUUGGCUUACCGCCCUCCUGCCGAGAUGUCCUGCCAGCAGAACCAGCAGCAGUGCCAGCACCCUCCCAAGUGCCCCCCACCCAAGUGCCCCCCAAAGAGCCCUGCACAGUGUUUGCCUCCAGCCUCCUCGGGCUGUGCCCUGCCCUCCGAGGGCGGCUGCUGCCUGGGCCACCACAGGCGCCGCAGGUCGUGGCGAUGCCGGCGCCAGAGCUCCGACUCCUGUGACGGGGACCAUGGUCUGCAGUCCGGGGGCUCUGGCUGUGGCCAGGGCUCUGGGGGCUGCUGCUGAGGAGCCCACGGGUUCCUCUGCUCUGUGCUUCACAGUGUUCUCCCUGGGUCUGACCAUUUAGAGAAAUAAAGCCUCUUCUCACACCA
Messenger RNA from Hippopotamus amphibius kiboko, 409 nucleotides. RefSeq names its product late cornified envelope protein 3D-like. Bases 60 to 323 code for a protein of 87 amino acids. The record is from RefSeq and is a predicted model, not a curated record. The transcript has 2 exons. Lineage: Eukaryota; Metazoa; Chordata; Mammalia; Artiodactyla; Hippopotamidae. Gene Ontology annotation, biological process: epidermis development.